UUUAACGCGGUCUCCUCAGUGACUUUUUAUCGAACACUUUCCCUUCUCCUAAAACCCUCUCUCAUAAAAAGCGCGGGAAAAAAAGGAAGGAGCAGCCAUGGCGCCUCUGGUUCCAAGCUCUCAGCCAUGGGUCGAGAAAUACCGACCGAAGCAGGUGAAGGAUGUGGCGUCGCAGGAGGAGGUCGUCCGCGUUCUCACCAACACGCUCGAGACUGCCAAUUGCCCUCACAUGUUGUUCUAUGGUCCGCCGGGAACAGGAAAGACCACCACAGCCCUCGCCAUCGCCCAUCAACUGUUCGGGUAAUUUAAAAAGCCCUAAUUUUUAAGCACUAGAGUUUCUAACGCAAGUGAUGAUCGAGGCAUCAAUGUUGUGCGGACUAAGAUUAAGGAUUUUGCCGCUGUUGCAGUUGGUACUGGGACUCGUCCAGGAUAUCCUUGCCCGCCGUACAAAAUCAUAAUAUUAGAUGAGGCUGAUUCGAUGACUGAAGAUGCUCAGAAUGCCUUGAGACGAACUAUGGAAACUUACUCUAAAGUCACAAGAUUCUUCUUCAUUUGCAAUUACAUUAGCAGGAUCAUAGAGCCACUUGCCUCCAGAUGUGCAAAGUUUCGCUUCAAGUCUCUUUCUGAAGAAAUUAUGUACAACCGCAUUUUGCACAUUUGUAAAGAAGAGGGCCUCAAUCUUGACUCAGAGGCUUUAUCCACAUUGAGCUCCAUUUCUGAGGGAGAUCUUCGUCGUGCUAUAACAUACCUGCAGAGUGCUGCUCGCUUGUUCGGGUCCUCCAUUUCAGCCAAGGACCUAAUUAGUGUUUCUGGGGUUAUUCCUCAAGAUGCUGUUCAGGCUCUCUUUGCAGCUUGUAAAAGUGGUCAAUUCGACCAAGCAAAUAAAGAAGUCAAUAAUAUAAUAUCAGAAGGAUAUCCAGUUUCUCAAAUGCUCAAUCAGUUGUUCGAAGUGGUAGUGAAUGCAGAUGAUAUAUCAGAUGAACAGAAAGCCAGAAUUUGCAAGAGAUUGGGCGAAGCGGACAAGUGUCUGGUUGAUGGCGCCGAUGAAUAUCUGCAGCUAUUGGAUGUUGCCAGUAAUACGAUGAAAGCCCUCUCUAACAUGCCAGAAGAGUUGAAAUUUGAUUAGUUGGUAUCAGAACCAGUGGGAAUUGGAGCCCAUCGUUAGUGCUUGAUCUGGUUAUGGCUGAUGACUAAAAUAGGGCCUUGGCUAUCUUACUAACUGUGUAACGAUCAAACCUGUACUGUUGAUUGUUGUUGAAAAUAUGUCUUCUGCCUACCUAUUUAUAUGAGUAGUUUGGAUUAGUAACUGAAGAAAUGUUUUAUGCAUUGCUUUGCUUUAUGCUUGUGAAUUUGGAUCUUAUCUUUGUUUUAGUUACAGGCUAAGGCAGCAAGCUUAGACAUCAAUUAAUGUAUUUUUAAUUUAACUUAUAUUGUACCUUUUCCUAUGCUUUGUUUCUUGGAUUGUCCACUAGCAGCAUGAGAAAAAGAAGGAAACCUAUGGUGACUGUGUUCUUUUGUUU
Messenger RNA from Asparagus officinalis (garden asparagus), 1520 nucleotides. RefSeq names its product replication factor C subunit 2. The record is from RefSeq and is a predicted model, not a curated record. Lineage: Eukaryota; Viridiplantae; Streptophyta; Magnoliopsida; Asparagales; Asparagaceae. Gene Ontology annotation, biological process: DNA repair; DNA-templated DNA replication. The transcript is spliced from 12 exons. Gene Ontology annotation, cellular component: DNA replication factor C complex; nucleus. Gene Ontology annotation, molecular function: ATP binding; ATP hydrolysis activity; DNA clamp loader activity.